AUGUUUUGCAGUCUAAUUGGCGUGAAACAGGCAUCCCGUACCUCGGUCUUGGAAGAUUACAACCGUUCUUCGUUGUUGAAGUCCAAUCAUAUCUACAGAGACAAUGAUUAUGAUGAUUAUAGCAGCGGGGUCGGCGAACCGCGCACACCGAUGCAGUUUUGGUAUCCCGCCCCGCCAUACACCGAUGCGCAAGCGCCGGUCAAAGUCUACAAGCCCAGAGAAGACCCCCGCCUCUACUAUCAGUCUGAUCAGUAUCUUAAAGAAGUUCUGGGCAAAAACAUAAACCCUGAAGUUACAAAUAUUUAUCCCGGAAGAGAAGUUGUGAGAAUGAAUGAACCUCAUGUGGUGCGGCCAUUGCCAGUUCGACGCUUGAGAAGCAGGCAUGACAACCGAAUAGAUUACGCAGAAUAUAAGCACUGCAUAAAGUGUCCUCGAGACAGAACGGUAGUUGCUAAAGCGGGUUUCGAUCGCGUCAUACUGCAAGCACCGCGCUUGUUGUCAUGUUCAGGGCGUAGGGCACCUAAAAACAUACGAUUCCAGCAUUACUUCGGUCCUAAGUUUGGUACAUUACUCGAGGAAGGCUCAUAUUCCGUAGUCGGACGAAUCGUGAACAGAAAUGAGAAACUACAAAUGUGCAAAUUUAAAGUCCGCGUGGUAGUUCAAACAUGCAAAACUCCAGAAUCGUUAAUCACAAAUUGCAAUGGAAUCAACCAACCCUGCAACUUCAGAUGCCGUGACGAUAAAAUGGAAUUAAUUGGUGCAACGUCCCUCAUAUGCGGCGAUGAUUUACAGUGGGAUGACGCACUUCCUACAUGCAGAGUUCGUAACUGGUGUAUAACUCCUACGCCGCCCGAACAUGGUCGCAUCAGCUGCACAGGGCACCAGGCAGGGAAAUCGCACGAGGGUUUAGCUGAGGGAUCGAGAUGUCGCGUUCGCUGCGAUCGCGGCUGGCAGUCGAACCUACGAAUCGUGGCCUUCUGUCGCCGAGGAAAUUGGACUCGAGCUCUCGAGUGCGAUUCAAAUAAUAGCACGCAAAGAUAAAUAAUAAUGCAAUGGGGUUUCAUCAAUUUUAUAACCGUUGUUUGAUUUUACUGAAAUCCAACAUCGGUAUUAUUGCAAAAUGCAAAGAUGAAUUCAGGGCAAGAUAGUCACUGUUACGAUGAAGUACUAGUUUGAAAACGAAUAAGGAAAUAAAAGAAUACUUUUGUCUUAUUAUGGGUAAAAGACUAAAUCAUUGUUCAUUGUACGUUGAGGUUUUUUAAAUUUUUUG
This is a messenger RNA of Papilio machaon (common yellow swallowtail), 1270 nucleotides long. RefSeq lists its product as uncharacterized. Bases 1 to 1041 code for a protein of 346 amino acids. Lineage: Eukaryota; Metazoa; Arthropoda; Insecta; Lepidoptera; Papilionidae. The transcript has 4 exons. The record is from RefSeq and is a predicted model, not a curated record.